Messenger RNA from Paramecium pentaurelia, 1945 nucleotides. Lineage: Eukaryota; Ciliophora; Oligohymenophorea; Peniculida; Parameciidae. The record is from the annotation of a GenBank genome assembly.
UAUGGCGGAAAAAAUAACACAUUUAACUUUUGAUGCAUUAAAAAGCAUUGUUGAAAACAAAGAUGGUACAACACAAUAUUAUGUUUAAAUUUUAAAUGUAGAAGCUAAAAGUGAUAUAAUUUUAAAAUCUGGGAGUAUGUCAUAAUGUACUUGUAGUGAUGGAUUUGCAAAAAUGAAAAUGCAAAUACUUAAUCUAAGUCCAUCAACUUUAGCUAGUAUCUCAAAAUAUAAACCCAUUAUUAAAAUACAAGGAUUAAUGAUGAAAUCAUCAUUUUAUAUAAUUACAAAACAUGAAGUCAUUUAUUUAGAUAAGGGUCCUGUUGGAUAACCUUACGAAUAUGAUGAAUAUAAGUAAAUGGUAUUAAUUUAAUUUUUAUUCAUAGAAUUACACUAAUCCUAAUGGAAAUACAGAAAUUUAAUUUGCCAAAGCUCCUCAUACUUUGAGUUUAAAUUCUAAUAAAAAAUAAUCAAUUUUACUAUAAUAAUCAAAAUAAACUAAUGAAAAUAUUAAUUCUGAUUAAUAAUAAGGUAAAUCAGCAAUUAAACUAUCAAUUUAAUAAAAGUAACAAUAAUCUAAACCAGCUAUCUAAAAAAUUGAGCAUCAAAAUUAAUAUCCAACUUCUGAUUAAAAUUUAUUAAAAAUAUCAGAACUUUAUCCUGGAAUGAGAGGAUUCAAAAUUAAAGGAAGAAUUACAACAAAAACUGAUAUUACAUAAUUUAAAAGUGGUAAAGGAAAUUUAUUUUCAAUUGAAAUUAUAGAUUCAGAAAAAUCAACAAUUUAAGGAGUAUUCUUUAAUGCUUAAUGUGAUAGGUUUUAUAAAGAAAUAGAAAUAGGAAAAGUUUAUUAUUUUGAAAAUGGUUAAGUAAAAACAAAUAGAUAUUCAAGUAAAAAUCAAAAUUAGAGUGAAUAUUAGAUACAUUUUGAAGAAGCUUCCAAAAUAUCUUAGGCUUUAGAAGAUUAAUAAAUAGAUGCUUUUCCAUUUAAUAUUACAACAAUUGGAGAUAUUGAUAAUUUAUAAUUAGAUGAUAAAUGUGAUGUACUUGGUGUUAUUACAGAAGUUAAACCACUAACAUAAAUUACAACUAAAUCAGGUGAAAAUAAGGCUAAAAAAAAUAUUACCAUAUUUGAUCAAACUUAAAGAGGAAUUGAUAUAGUACUUUGGGGAACAUAGGCUGAGAAAUGGUAAUUUUAAAAAGAUGAAAUUGUAGCAUUUAGAGGAUUAAAGGUGACUGAUUAUUAAGCGAUUAGAAGUUUAACAGUCACAAAUUCAACUACUUAUGAAAAAGAUAUAUCUAAAUUAUAGAAAAUUAAUAAAUUCUUAGAAUUUUCUCAAUUUUAUAACGAAAAUAAAGAUUUUAUAGAAUCAAAACCAAAAGAAUCAAAAAAGAAAUUUGCCUUAUCAUAUAUAGAAUAAAUUAAAAAGGAUUUUGAAGGAUAAAGAAAUAAUAAACUUACUAAAUUUUAUGAAAUAAAAGCCUAUAUAACAACAAUAUUUUCUAAAUCUAUGUUUUAUACAGCAUGUGAAAAUUGUAAAAGAAAAGUUACUGAAGUACCUUAAACUAAGUUAUAUCAUUGCUAAAAUUGCAAUCAAAAUUAUCCUAUACCUAGUUACAAAUACUUUUUUAGUGCUAAAAUAGCUGAUACAACUGGAAAUCUAACUGUUAAUGUGUCUAAUGAUUAAGGAUAAUCUAUUUUAAGUAUUUAAUUGAUAUAUUUUAGAGCUUGCUUGUGAGGAUUUUGUAAAAUAAAACUAAAGAGAAGAUAUAAUUAAAAGAGCUACUUUUUAAUAAUUUAGAUUCUUAAUUAUUGCCAAGAUGGAAACAUACAAUGAUGAAAUUAAACCUAGAUUCUAGGUUUAAUCUAUUAUAUAGGAUGAUGUAGUUAGUGAUAACGAAGAACUUUAUAAUUAGAUAUAAUAAAUGUUAAACAUAAAAACUGAAUGAU